Molecule: messenger RNA, 1961 nt
Organism: Lolium perenne
Lineage: Eukaryota; Viridiplantae; Streptophyta; Magnoliopsida; Poales; Poaceae
Biological process (GO): regulation of DNA-templated transcription
Molecular function (GO): protein dimerization activity; DNA-binding transcription factor activity
Source: RefSeq, a predicted model, not a curated record
CACAAGCAUAUUACUAAUGAAUCUUAUGUCUUGACCAAGUUCUAUUUUGCAGUGCAGGCUGGAACCAGAACAAGAGGGGUACAUCGAAGUAACCGCAGUUUAAAGUAGUGUUCUAUUGGCUCAACGAGGUAACUCUCUUAUCUCUAAUUAACCUCAGUUCCAUAUUGUACUGUCACUAGUAUAUCCUUGACAUUAUAGAAAUGCUGGUGUUACUUAUCUUUAUGUACUGACUACGCUAGCUAUUAGGAACAAGAUGGUGGGUGGGUAUGCGUGUGGAGGUCGGCAAGGAGCAGCUAGCCUUGGUAUCAUAAUCUGGAGCUGUACAGCCAUUAGAGAAUUCAGAUAAGAGAUAAAUCAAUAGAUAGUUCAGAUAAGAAAUCCACACUAAAAAAUUGACCUGCAAAGGCUUUGCUGCUUGAAGCAGCAGCCAUAUAUCCCCAUGCAUUUUACCUGAUCAACAAGGAAUAGUACAGGCGUGCAGUAGUUGUUUACACAAACCGAGUAUAUAUGUAUAAUUGCAUACGUACUUGUGUAAUCCUGGAGAUGCCUUAAUAUAGUACAUGUACGUUGUCUCUGAUGUGUAUUCCUACAGCGAGAUGCACGGGGAGGAGCUCCAUCUGGUAGGUAGUGUCGGGUAUGUAGGUGCUGCACGACUGCGUCGCACGUCCAGGCUUAUCAGUCUACUCAGGGAGGGGUUUGUUUAUGUGCUUGCAAUAAGUGUGACACUUGCACUGUUGAGCUCUGCUAGCUAAGCCAUGUGAAGCUUUGAAAGGCCACUGCAAGGACUAAUUUAAUUAGGGAGCAUUAGCCACGUACAGGGUAUUUACCGUGUUGACGUGAGUGCACGUCGAAGCUGGAGGAGAUCCUGAUCUGUGUGCGAUGUCCAUGGAGUUCAUCUACACAUCACCCGGCACAAGAUAUUCUGCAAGGUAGGAGACAGUGACACAGUUCUACCUGCCUAGCCGAUGGCAAGCAAGCGGGCCACCACACGGGAGCUCCGGACGAUGUACGACGAUGAGCCCUCCAUGUCCCUUGAGCUCUUCGGCUACCAUGGCGUGGUCGUUGACGGUGAUGACGAUGACACUGCCACUGCCCUGCCCCAGCUCGCCUUUGUCGACAACUUCAAAGGCGGGUGUGGGUCUUCAGCCGACUACUACAGCUGGGCGUACAAUGCCUCCGUUGGAACUUCGGGUGCCUGCUCCAGCUCCAGCUCGUCGGUUCUCAGCUUUGAGCAUGCCGGCGGUGUAGGUCAUCAUCUGGCUUACAACGCUGGGGCAGGUGAUGAUGACUGCACGCUCUGGAUGGACGGCAUGGCCGACCAGCACUGUGCAGCCAAGUUUGGGUUUGUGAACCCAGGGUCGGAUGAUGUUGGCCCAGAAAUCCAGGAGAGCAACAUCAAGCUGCCAGCCAAGGCGUCCCAGAAGCGUGUGUGCCCGGGCGGUGAGACGCAAGCGGCGGCUAAGAAGCAGUGUGGAGGAGGCAGGAAGAGCAAGGCCAAAGUUGCCCCUACCAAGGGGGAUCCUCAAAGCGCCGUUGCAAAGGUCCGAAGAGAGCGCAUCAGUGAGAGGCUCAAAGUUCUGCAGGAUCUCGUUCCCAAUGGCACGAAGGUGGACAUGGUCACCAUGCUAGAGAAGGCAAUCAACUAUGUCAAGUUUCUGCAGCUGCAAGUCAAGGUGUUGGCGACCGAUGAGUUCUGGCCGGUGCAAGGAGGGAAAGCCCCGGAGCUGUCUCAAGUGAAGGACGCCCUAGACGCCAUCCUGUCUCAGAAUCAAUCCUAGGCUAUGCAUCCAUGUCAAGUUUUUGCCAAGUUUUAGUUGAUCUUGGCGCAUGUAAGGAAGAAAAGAGAGCACAAGCUCUGUAAACAUACAUGGCAGUCGAUCUUGGAGCUGAGAAUUAGUUAUAAUGGAUCAUGCUUUUGCUUCAGCUUUUUCUUAUAGAUCAAUUCUUCUUGUUUUGUGAAU